AUGGGCUCAACUUUCCGUUCCCCUCAUAUUGUCAAGGCCGAGGGCAUCCCUUACUUCACCCCCGCCAACAAUGGCGGUGCUGCCUUGAACCCAGACGAUCCCAAUACGCCAACGCUGUUUCGCCCAUUACAGAUUCGUGAUGUGAGCUUGAAGAAUCGCAUUAUGGUCGCGCCCAUGUGCACUUACUCCACGGAGUCAAACCCGAGCUCCCCUGCGGUCGGGGCGCUGACCGACUUCCACAUUGCCCAUCUCGGCCAUUUCGCUGCCAAGGGCGUAGGCCUGGUCAUUAUCGAAGCAUCCGCUGUCCAGCCGAAUGGCCGAAUCUCCCCCAACGACUCUGGUCUAUGGCAAGAAGGGACAGAAUCUGAACAGUUCAAGGGUCUUCGUCGGGUGACUGACUUCAUACAUAGUCAAGGCGCCAAGGUCGGCAUUCAACUUGCUCACGCCGGUCGGAAAGCGAGUACGGUUGCUCCCUGGUUGUCCUCUGAGGGGAAGAGAAGUAGCAUCAAAGCCGACGAAAGUGUCGGGGGCUGGCCAUCAAAUGUGGUCGGGCCGUCCGGGGGUGAAGAGCAUAUCUGGGCGCCGGGCGAUGUGAAGUAUUGGCCACCUCGAGAGCUCAGCACCGCAGAAGUCGAAGAGGUCGUGCGAGCUUUUGGGAGAAGUGCCAAGCUAGCCGUUCAAGCUGGUGUGGACCUGAUCGAAAUUCAUGCCGCGCACGGCUACUUGAUUCAUGAGUUCCUGAGCCCCGUUACCAAUCGCCGUACCGACAAAUACGGCGGCAGCUUCGAGAACCGAAUCCGCCUCGUUCAAGAAGUCGCGGCCGCCAUUCGAGCUGCUGUCCCAGCCGGCACCCCAUUGUUCCUCCGCAUCAGCGCAACAGAGUGGCUAGAGGAACAAUCGGUCGCCGCGCAGACUGGCAGCUGGGACAUGCCAUCCUCGAUCCGACUGGCAAAGCUACUCCCGGAGUUGGAGGUGGAUCUUUUGGACGUGAGCUCAGGCGGGAAUCACAAAGAUCAGAGGCUUCAACCCCAUACAAACUACCAAAUUGACCUGGCGGGUGAGCUGCGCAAGGCGAUCCGUGGAGCCGGUCAGACGACAUUGGUGGGAGCCGUCGGUUUUAUCACGGAGGCCGACGCCGCCCGGCACAUUGUGCAGGGCGCGGAUGAAGCCCUGGCCACCGAGUCUGUUCUUUCGGGCCAGGAGCCUAAAGCGGACGCAGUCUUGAUGGCCCGUCAAUUCCUCCGCGAGCCCGAAUGGGUGUACAACGCGGCCAAGCAGCUCAAGGUUCCCAUUUCGGUGGCAUGGCAGUUCGCUCGCGGCGUGCUUUGA
Molecule: messenger RNA, 1329 nt
Organism: Penicillium waksmanii
Lineage: Eukaryota; Fungi; Ascomycota; Eurotiomycetes; Eurotiales; Aspergillaceae
Product: NADH:flavin oxidoreductase/NADH oxidase
Exons: 1
Coding region: 1-1329 (442 amino acids)
Cellular component (GO): intracellular anatomical structure
Molecular function (GO): FMN binding; NADP binding; NADPH dehydrogenase activity
Source: RefSeq, a predicted model, not a curated record